Dracunculus medinensis (Guinea worm) is the source of this 639-nucleotide messenger RNA. Lineage: Eukaryota; Metazoa; Nematoda; Chromadorea; Rhabditida; Dracunculidae. The record is from the annotation of a GenBank genome assembly.
AUGAUAAUUAUCGGGUUAAUCCUUAUUAUCUUGAUAAUUGCUUGUAUUGUUGGUAAUUUAUUUGUUAUCAUCGCAAUCAUCGUAGAAAGAGAUUUAAGGAACAGGCCUCAUUAUUAUCUAAUAUUUUCGCUAGCUGUUGCCGAUCUUCUCGUUGGUUUGAUAGUUACACCACUAGGUGCGUGGACGACAGUAGUUCGAUCGUGGAAAUUUGGUGUUAUUUUAUGUGAUUUUUGGAUAAGUAUGGAUGUCCUGGUUUGCACUAGUUCCAUUCUCCAUUUGGUUGCUAUUGCGUUAGAUCGUUACUGGAGUAUUACUGAUAUAACAUACGUGCAAAAUCGUACACCACGUCGGAUAUUUAGCAUGCUGGCCAUUGUAUGGGUUGUCUCACUACUAAUAUCUGUGGCACCAAUAUUUGGUUGGAAGGAUGCAGACUUUCUGGACCGAGUAAAAAAACAACAUGUGUGCCUAAUAAGUCAGCAAAUUAGCUAUCAGGUACUUUGUCAACCAUCAUCCUUCUCACUGUCUAAGUUAUUUUCACAUAAUCAAUCUCUUUUGAUUCUAAAAAUAUCAAAUAUCAAAGUGAUUCGAAUUAUAUUAUCACCUUAUUUCUCGGCUAGACCCUCAUUCUUCUUCUUCUAA